Glarea lozoyensis ATCC 20868 is the source of this 4665-nucleotide messenger RNA. RefSeq lists its product as uncharacterized. The transcript has 9 exons. NCBI's taxonomy places the organism in Eukaryota, Fungi, Ascomycota, Leotiomycetes, Helotiales, Helotiaceae. Gene Ontology annotation, biological process: mitophagy; aggrephagy; endosome organization. Gene Ontology annotation, cellular component: aggresome; amphisome. Gene Ontology annotation, molecular function: zinc ion binding; protein kinase C binding; K63-linked polyubiquitin modification-dependent protein binding. The record is from RefSeq and is a predicted model, not a curated record. The coding region runs from base 1 to 4665 and encodes 1554 amino acids.
AUGGAAAACGAGGAAAUUGAUGAGACGAUGGCCACGUUAAUGGAUGCAGUCAAUCUCAUCUGUACUGUUGAGGAUGAAUAUGUUCAUCAAGAUAUCCAGUGCGAUACCUGCAGUCAGCCCAUCGUCGGUAGACGGUUCCGCUGCUCCAAAUGUGAAGACUUCGACCUUUGUUCACAAUGUCGCUCUAACGGAUUUGGCGACGAACACGAUCCAGAUCACUUGUUCUAUCCGAUCCAGUACCGUCGGCUGUUCCUUCCACCAGCAAACGGUGAGGACUUUGCUCUGCUUCAGAAAUUCGACCAGGCUACUACAAGCAUGUCCUUCUAUUUGCAUUACCCGUGGUUCUUUGGGCCUCCUAUCUUCGAAAAGCUAGUCGUUGGAACACCAAACGAAGAGGAAUCUCGCGCGUUGUUGGUGCAGCUUGAAGAGUCUCUGGAUGGUAUUCACUUACAGGUUGCCCUGGAUGGAGUCAUUCGGCUGCUCGCUCCUGAAGAUUGGAACUGGCGCCAGGUACAAGACCAUGUUAAACCCCUUCUCGAGCUUCAGCUUGUGCGUGCACAAUCAUCUAGCUCCUUUUAUCAGCUAUAUCAUGCCCUGGAAAGCCAGAGCAACGUAGCGCAGAGUGCCCCCAAUAUCAACUCAUCUGAAGUUUUACGACUCAGAAAGCUCCUUUUCGAUACUGAUCUCGACCGAAAUUCUGUCCAGGGAUGCAAAGAUGCUUUGAAGGUGUUUAUUGCUUCCAGAUCUAGCGGUGAUGGCUUCGCGGACCUGUCCAUACCUGCAGAUAAGAUCUCCGAGUCCGCAAAAUACAUGGAGAUGUUAUCGAGGGGUUUUGAUCUUAACUCAGCAUUUCUUCCCAUAUUCGAAGAAGUGGAAGCUUUGCUGAAGCUUCGGAGACCGGGUUCGCCAGACCGCGAGUGGUCUAUAUCGAAAAGUAUGCAGACAUGGCAAGAGUAUACGAUAGCGUAUAGUUCAAUACUCGCCCGGGUGGAGCAAUAUCUCGAUCAAAGUUUGCGCAGGGUCACAGAUAUGGGGAACAAUUCAUGUUAUGGUUCACUACAACCGCAACCCUCCGAUGCUAUCCUGGACACAUUUACACACCUCAUAUUGUGCAGGCAAUUCAAAGCAGCGCAGCAACUGAUUUCGGGGUUGGAUAAUCUCAAUCCACUUCAUGUAUUGAAAAUUAUGUGCUUCUACGAACUGACUGGAGCUGUUUCAGAAGCGUGCCAUAUAGCGCACUCUGCAGUCGAGCGCUUCCAUGUGAAGGCCCAAAUCGUAGAAAACUUUAUUUGGAAUGAUAUUUUCAUGCUGUGUGAAGUUUAUUUCAGUUGCUUUACUCACGGUCGAUGGACAGAAGCGAUAGUGAGGGCCAUUGCUACAUUGGAUCAAAUUGCUUCGAUCUCCGAGACACUUUUGAGUUUUGAAAAUUGCGUUCUUGAGCUUUACUGUUUCAAAAUAUUUCUGUUAGCGGCCAAAGAUAGAAACGAUCUUUUACAGCCCGAAAUUGUUUCAAGCUUCACUACACGCCUUCGUUACCUUCGAGAGUCUUUGAAUAAGUUUGGUGCUCAAGGACUGGCUCUGCAUGUGUUCGACAUAGAGCUACGUGUCCGUCAAGAAGAAGAAAUGAUCUUCGAACUUGAACAAACAGAAAGCCUACGACAUCGGAGAGUCUUGGUUGUGAAAUCAGAGCCUGCCGUUAGAAGCCUUGAGGACUUCUUGUUUAUGCUUUCGAAACAUCAAGAUAGUGAAAAUCUUGGCAGAGAACAAGCUGCCGUUGAGGCGUCUGCCAGACUUCUUUUCGGCUAUGCUUUGGCAGAAAAUGAGCUAGACGAUUUGACCCGCACCAUUAUGAAGAAGAACCUAUGUCGGGUCUGGCAACUGUUCGAACUAUGCGACUCGUCGCUUGGUAAAGCUGAAGCUGCACUAUUAAGUUUACGAUACUAUACGAGUCUUGAUACCGCGGACUUACCUGGAUGGAAUGGUAUUGAGGCCUGCUUCAAAGCCCAGUCGUACUUCAAAGGCCUUAUCAAGUUUCACGAAUUCCAAGCGGCUGAUAAACUUGACACCAAUCCUACUAAAGACGAGACUCUAUCAGCUUCUUUGCUACCGACAGGACCAUCAUUAUAUCGAAAACUCCUUCCGAUAGCAGAGGAAAUGGGUGACAAGCUCUUGUUCAGAAACUGUCGUGUGCGUUCGAUGCGUAGUUGGAUUGAAGGACCUACUUUUAUUAUGCUCUGUGAGAACGUUUUUCACCCAGACACGGGACUUCUCGGCGAUGAAUUGUUUCUAGAGGCUUCGAGACUUUUGAGUCAACUUUAUGAGGUCAACAAUAACUUCAUUGAAUCAUCAGCCUUUGCAUUGCUGCACUUGCGGCUUGCUCACGCCCGCCAAGACCAUGUACUCUUAGACCUCGCAACCACGUUAUACUUCCGUUGUAUUGGGAACAUGGUGUCGACAAAAGACGAUGCAGAUCGUAUUUACGAGGUUGCAAGCCUUGCUUUUUCUUUCGAUAGAACGAUCUCUCGGUUGUGUCACCCGGUAUUGGCGCAAAUGGAAUCGUCAGAUUUUGUCAUUUCGGCAGGAAGCCUUCCCAUCGAAUCACUUCUUUGGCCAGUCCAACUCGUUCGACAUAUUGUUGAGGAUGAUGGCAUCCAAAGCAUGUCGCCGCAGCUGAUUUCGGUUGUCUACAGGUCCAUAAAGCUUGCCGUUGACCUAUUUCUUUUGCUACCGCGCGAGUUUCAUGGGCUCUUCUUCUCCAAGAUUUGUGAGGCGCUUGGUCUCGCCGCUGAAAUGCUAGCUAACCCAAUUCUGUCGCUACUCUGUUACAACCUAGGGCAAUCACAACUCGUCGCUUUCGAUGGGUAUAUGAGAGCGGUAUUGCAACUAAGGAUUGGACGACGCAUUACUUCAUGGAUCUACACCGACCGGUCUAAUUUUCUAGCGCUCCAGGAAGUUGCUUUUGCGUACUUAGACCAAGCAGUCGACUUUUUUUGGGGCGAAUAUUCCCGCCAGUCUUCCUACAGGAACGGCUUGGAAUCAAGCCUCGUCCUUGCCCGGGCCCACCUGCGAGAGGUCCAGUUUCUGAUUGAAAAUGCUGACUGGGGUGAACAUAAUGAUGCUGAAGACGAGGAUCUGACAGAAGAACAGCAAGCAAACAAGAAGCGACUACAGGGACAUUUUGAAGCAGGGCUGUCACCCAUUCAAAGGGCAAUCGCAGGCAAUCUCGUUCUUCGUCGACAGCUUGGGAGUUUGCCAGCGAUGCAGGCUUUAGAGAACAGCAGGCUCUUCUACUUUGGUGACAUGGAAGAACUUUACUGGAACGAAAUGGGCCUUGAAAUGGACAAGUCGAGGAUCACUCGGGAUCCAGAACCUUUAUUAGUUGCAAUCCAGAAAUGGAAAGCUGUAUCGCUCAGAGAUACCAUUUCUCGACGACUCAAAUAUGACACACCAGCUCCCGAAUCAGUGGCAUAUGGGCAGCCCUGGUCGAGCAACGUUAACAUUCCAGAAACGCUGUAUCCAGUUAUCGAGCCGCCUGAAUUCGAAGAAAAAUUGAUCUGGGGCAUGGCUGAGAUUGCUGAGGCACAUCUGGAAGCCGGUCAGAGUAUAGUAUUCGUAGAUUGGACAAGGUAUUAUGAUACGCUGUUCAUGGUCGCCUAUGACGGAACCGAGGGACGAAUAAAGAAAGCCGUUUUGGAGAUUGACUACCAUGCGAUCGAAACUUGGGUUCAUAGUGAGUUGGGAGUAUCUUCUCUUCAUCAAGGUCGCACAAACCGAAAGCGUUUACACAAGUCCAGCCGACUGAAAGACCUUAGACCAAUUUUGGAGAAAUUGGAGGGGUUUGUGAAGCCCAAGGACUUGCUGGUUUUCUGUCCAACUGGAAUUCUUCAUGCAGUCCCAUUGCAGGCGAUCCCUUUUGGUUCUAAAGGUAAACCACUAAUCGCCUCAAAUCCAGUAGUCUUUUGUCCCAGUCUUUCACUACUCCAGACUUGUGUCGCGAGUGUUCAAAAUUCCCCAGUCCUCAGCAGCCUUCCCGCAGCGGCAAUCACAAGACUUGGACCAGGUGAUGCGCAGGAAGAAGUUCGCAUGUUUGAAACUGCGCAGAAAGGGCUAGCUGAUGGACUGCUUCAGGCGAGCUUCACGAGCGGCGAAGAGGCCACUCGUGACGUCUUCAUGAAUCGAUCUAGAGGGACCCGACUUCUCCAUUACCACGGACACGCAUAUCUAGAAGCUGCGCAACGUCGAGACCGAGCGUUACAGCUAGAACCUCGAAAGGCUACCAUGGAUCUGCCUCAGAACGAUGGACUAUUGACGGUAAUGGAUAUUUUCGAUUUGAAGCUAGAUUCGGCAGUGGUAGUUCUUCUAGCAUGUGCAUCUGGCGAAGACGAUGUCGCACCAAACGACGACCCUUUGGGUCUGCUCUCGGCAUUUCUAUAUGCUGGUGCUAGCAGUGUUAUUGCUACAAGAUGGCCAACGCAGACUUCUGAUGCCCGAGAUUUCGCCGAAACUUUUUAUCAAAAGGCGUUUAGCAGCCGGAAAGAUGGCACUGUCAACCUUGCUCUCGCCGUCCAGGCUGCUGUUCUUGAGUUGUGGGAGAACUGGGAUGAAGAUGAUCCCUACCACUGGGCGCAGUUUCAACUUCAUGGCUGUUGGUUCGGAAAGUUAUGA